CGCACGGUCCCGUCAGUCUCCUUCGGAACCCGUCAGCAGCAUUCGUUUCGGUUUGCAUACAUGAUUCGAUUCAAUUCAAAAGUUUAGAAAAAAAUAAAUUGGUGUCAAUGUUAAUUGUUAAACCAGACUCAACGCUCAAGUUUCUGCCAUCCGUCAGGCUUAUCAACAACUUGAACAACCGCAAGGGUAGCCGUACGGGAAAUUCCGGCAACCAUCUCGAGUUCCAGGUGCUCACCCAGAUCCAGUACGUACCCUGAGAGCGGUAACUGCCCGGUCCCGAGCGCAUUAGCAUGCAGGAUCGUUCAAGCACGAUGGCCAGACAGAACCAACAGUCGGCGUACGCCAAAGCCCCGGGUGGCGGAAACAUGAAGAAAAGCACCCCCAGCUACACCAGUCCUACCUCGCAGGCGAAGACCACCACCAACGGCAGCAAUGCCGGUAAUGGGAGCUGGGGACCACACUUCAAAAAUCGGGACCAUUUCGUGAGCAUGCACUUCUCGUGAGCCAACGCAAGCGAGAUGCAGGAGUCACAUGAGCGUGUGACCUCCCCCGAUAGACCUAGCAGCGCAAGGAUGGGAGGAUUAUUUUGUUAAUAAAAACCAUUAAAUUAUUCGUCUCUUGAAUAAGACUGUGCAUAAA
Molecule: messenger RNA, 639 nt
Organism: Anopheles stephensi (Asian malaria mosquito)
Lineage: Eukaryota; Metazoa; Arthropoda; Insecta; Diptera; Culicidae
Exons: 2
Coding region: 108-257 (49 amino acids)
Source: RefSeq, a predicted model, not a curated record